GAACUUUCAAACGUUUUGUAUGUCAAAAACACUUUGAAAAGAGGUUUAUUACGACGCAAUUACGUCUCAUAGGCAGUGCAUAUCCAUCUUUGUUUACCGAAGACAAGAUUUCCUCUGGAAUACCAUCACAGGACAAUGCCGAAAAUAUGGAUAUUGAUAUGGAGCAUAGUUACUCGCGUAAAAGACACUUUGACCACACGUACUUUCAAAGGGAACCACUAAAAGCUCACUAUGCAGAUGGCAGACCAGUCAGUAACACUUUACAAAACACUGCAGACACUGUUUUGUUCUUCGACAAAUUGUUUGCCAGCGUCAAUGGAGCUGCAAUACAGUCAAAAAGAAAAGGAAAAAUAUUAAGAACAGCAGUAACGGAAAAAUCACCUCAUCACGAAUUUUGGAGGGAAUCAAUAAAAAAAUUGGAAGAAACCAAAUAUGUCGAUGCGAAAGGACACGAAAAGUCCGUGCCGUCAUUGAAAAACUUUGUCAUAACUUUAAAAAGUUAUAUGAAGCUGAGGCAGUUUUUCCAAAGUAAAGGGAUUACAAUAAUGAGGCCUAGAUAUUUUAACUCCGAUCCAAUAGAGAAUUUUUUCGGUCAAGUUAGGACCUAUAGUUAUAGAGAUAAUGACCCAAACUGCCACAGCUUUAACUGCACCUUUAAAUCAUUACUAAUAACUAGGAUUAUUAAAUUCCAUAAUGAAACUUUUAAUUGUGAGGAUGAUCCGGCGGACCAAGUGUUCAAUUUACAAUCAUUAUUUGAAGAACAAAAAGAAAAUAUUCAACCUGAUCAUCUUAUUCAUUCAUAGGACUGAAAGCGUUGAAACUAUAACGUCUCAAUGUUCACUCUCGGGCCUACACUGCUGGAUGGGUAGUAAGGAAAAUUUUAAAUAAAUUAAAAAUAAACUGUGACUUAUGCCUAAAAAUUUAACAAGUAAUCAAACGCGUAUUCACGACUGGGUAAGUCACAGGGAGUAUACAACGUUAAAAAACCGACUGAAA
Messenger RNA from Hyposmocoma kahamanoa, 996 nucleotides. RefSeq lists its product as uncharacterized. The record is from RefSeq and is a predicted model, not a curated record. The coding region runs from base 147 to 803 and encodes 218 amino acids. The transcript has 3 exons. NCBI's taxonomy places the organism in Eukaryota, Metazoa, Arthropoda, Insecta, Lepidoptera, Cosmopterigidae.